AUGGACAACAAGGAGGAGUUUUGUAAGAACGGCGGCAUGCAGCUCAUGUACGAGCGCUUGUCCGCAGGCACAAAGAAGACCUAUGAGUCCUCCUUAAAGAAGUGGCACUUAUGGCGCACCGACGACGAGGCUGAGGAAAACGAUCUUAUGGAAUUUGUCUACUGGGCUGGCAUAGGCCAUGGAUACAAGCAUUCCACCCUUCAUGUGUGUCUAUAUGCACUCAGGUUUGCACACCUGGUCGCAGAUGGCAGGGAUAUUCUCAAGGACAAGUUGCGACUUAAGAUGGCCAUGGCUGGCUUGAAGCGUCGACAGAAGUCCCCCAAGCGCAAGCAUCCGGUGACAGUGGCACAUAUUAAGCAGAUCCAACUGGGGUUGGACACUGGGCUGUGGGAUGACUUGCUGUUACUCACCGCGGUGUCUUUCGGUUUCUCCUUUUUGCUGCGUGCCUGUGAAUACCUGUCAAAGGAUGGUGUGGUCCACGAGGACAAGGUCCUCCGCAUGGAGCAUCUCCACAUCUUCCAGGCAGGUCACAAGUUGGGGUGGGAACAAAUUAUGGCAGCGGACGAGUUGGUCAUCCACAUCCCAGGCUCCAAAACAGACAUCUACAACGACGGUUACAAGCUCAAUAUCAAACUGCGAGCAGGUGACACGCCGUCUGACAUCAACCCGUUAUGCCUCCUUAGGCAGCUGUACACAAUGAACCCAGCCCGCUUCGGAGCCAACGGGUCCAAGCGGCCCGUGUUCUGCUUAGCCUGCGGUAGGGUCCUGGAGCGUAGCACAGUUAACACAGCGCUCAAAGCAGCGGCGGUGGCUCUGGGUCUGGACCCUGCUGAUCACGCCACCCAUUCGCUGCGGGCUGGAAUUAAUCCGAAACUGGGUUACAUUAUCGGAGAGCUACACGCAGCUAACGCACUAGGAGUCACAACACCUGAAACUCGCGAUGAUCUGCAAGAUCGCGAAAUCCCCAUAUUUUUCAGGAGCAUCGAACCCACAAGGUGGAAGAGGCGUACUCCUUUUUUUGGUCCCAUUAUUACUGCAGCAGAUGGAGGCUUCUCGCACGCGCAGCUGCUUCAUUAUACGCACAAGACGUUCCGUAGCUUCGGCCAUGUCUCGAUGGUAGCUUUCUCCGAUCCAAACGACCUUCGACUUCUUUGCGGGCGAAGACAUGACGCACGAAAAAAAAAAACGGCAACCCGCGCCCCAACCCUACCUCCACACUCUCGGAAAACACAAACGAGCACGCCAGAGGCAGCGAAAUCGCACGUUUGCAGCGACACGAAGACGCCGCGCGCGGGGCGCUGCGAGCAGCGCUGA
Aureococcus anophagefferens is the source of this 1314-nucleotide messenger RNA. RefSeq lists its product as hypothetical. The coding region runs from base 1 to 1314 and encodes 437 amino acids. NCBI's taxonomy places the organism in Eukaryota, Pelagophyceae, Pelagomonadales, Pelagomonadaceae. The transcript is spliced from 4 exons. The record is from RefSeq and is a predicted model, not a curated record. Gene Ontology annotation, biological process: DNA integration; DNA recombination. Gene Ontology annotation, molecular function: DNA binding.